UAUCAAAGAUACAAGUUAGCAAAACACAGGCAUAUUCAUUUUCUCCUCACUAGCCUUAUUUUUCCGAUAGUCAUAUUUAAGGAUAACCAUGGCUAUCCAUAAGAUCCUUUUCGCUUCACUUCUAAUCUGCUUACUGAUCCAAUCCAGUCAUGCUGCUACCAAAGAAAGGCUCUUCUCUGACCUGGAGAAAAGCGCACUUGAGGUCACCGCUACACCCAGCCGUGUUGGAGAAGGUGUUGUUUUGGCUGCAGGAGUUGAUAAGUUGAGCAUUACAUGGAAGGUAAGCUCGACUGCUACAAAGGAGCCUGAAUUUAAGGCCAUUAAAGUAAAGCUGUGCUACGCUCCGGCCAGCCAAGUUGACCGACCAUGGCGUAAGACAGAAAAUGAGCUCUUCAAGGACAAGAGCUGCCCACACAAGAUCUCUUCAUGGUCCUAUGAUCCCGCUAUGAAAGCCGGUCAAUCAUUCGACUAUACCCUCGAGCGCGACAUCCCUACAGGGACCUACUUUGUUCGUGCAUACGCUGUUGAUACCAAGGACCAUGAAGUUGCUUUUGGACAGAGCACAAACGAGGACAAGACAACCAAUAUUUUCAGCGUUCAGGCUAUCAGUGGCCGCCACAAGUCCUUAGAUAUUGCCUCUGUCUGCUUCAGCGUCUUUUCCGUCGUGGCUCUACUCGUCUUCUUUGUUAACGAAAAGAGGAAGGCUAAGAUAGAGCAAAGCAAAUAAGGCGUUAACUUUGGGUGAUUGCCACAUUGCACAAAAUGGCGUUCACUUUGAAUUUACAACCUUUAUUAAUUGUUUUUUGGAAAAAUUGCCAAAAGAGAACAAGAAAUCAGCAUAGUUGUCCCUA
Brassica napus (rape) is the source of this 851-nucleotide messenger RNA. Its product is annotated as high-affinity nitrate transporter 3.1-like. Bases 89 to 727 code for a protein of 212 amino acids. The record is from RefSeq and is a predicted model, not a curated record. Gene Ontology annotation, cellular component: plasma membrane. The transcript has 3 exons. Gene Ontology annotation, biological process: response to nitrate; nitrate transmembrane transport. Gene Ontology annotation, molecular function: nitrate transmembrane transporter activity. Lineage: Eukaryota; Viridiplantae; Streptophyta; Magnoliopsida; Brassicales; Brassicaceae.